GGGCCCGCGUCUGCUCCCUGAGUGCCCCGCUUCUCUCGUUUGGGCAGUGCAGCGCCGCUGGCUCCCUUGGCGUUACGGGGAGUCUCCUGGGCGGGUUCCAAGGGCUUUGGGGAGCGAAGAAAGUGUCCAGCGCUUGUGACGCCCGGGAGCCCUGCAGAGCCAGCACAGCUAAGGGAGAGGGAGCUGGGUUCCAUCCUGUGCAUUAGCACUGCAGGGGAAGACUUGGUCCUAGGAACAGAUGAAGAUAAUAUGGGGGAUGGUUGCUCUCAGAAGCUGGCUUCUGCCAAAUACCUUCGACUUUUGCUACUAAUACUGAUUCCAUGCAUCUGUGCUCUCAUCCUCCUAUUGGUGUUCCUGCUUACCUUUGUAGGUAUAUUAGAAAAAACAUGUUUUUAUUCAAAUGGGAGUGACCUUCUAGCUGCUGGUGGUAACAUUCGAACAUCUGACAUUCCUUUUCCAAAUAUUGUUGAAACUGGUUCGGAUGUGGUUCCCACAGUGGAUCUCAAAGUGCUGCCAUCAUCCUGGACCCAAAGCCCUUUAUCCCAUAUUGACCAAAUGCAUGAAAACUUAAGUAUGUUUAGGCAGGCCUUACAGGAAGAUUCCUUGGCUCCUAUUACACCAGCCCCACCAUUCAACACCACUACUACAGAUGUUGGUAUUUUGACCAGCGCCCCUGAAGACCAUACGUGGUCAUUUGCCACUACAGAGGAGAAAACUCUUUGGUCCACAGACACAUCCAUCAAGAUCACAGACAGGAUAUCCUCUCUACCUACAUUAAGUUCUAUCCAUCCAGCUGCUGUACAAGAAAUGAAUCUGAAAAAAAGUGCCUGCAUAAAUAUCACGUACAGCCAGUGCCAAAUGCUGCCAUAUAACCACACCACUCUAACAUCAGUUCUUUCCAUUGUCAAAAGCAUUGAAAUGGAAAAGUUCCUCAAGUUCUUCAGUUAUCUCAACCGCCUCAGCUGCUAUCAACACAUCAUGCUGUUCGGCUGUAGCCUUGCUCUUCCUGAGUGCAUCAGUGAUGGUGAUGACAGUCGAGGACUCCUGCCCUGUAGAUCAUUUUGUGAGGCAGCAAAGGAAGGUUGUGAACCAGUUCUGGGGAUGGUGAAUUCUUCGUGGCCUGAGUUCCUCAGAUGCUCCCAGUUUCAAAACAGAACUGAAAAUGACAACACCACGAGGGUCUGCUUCUCGCCAUGGCAAGAGAGAGGAAAACAAUUGCUGUGCGGAGGAGAUGAGAGCUUCUUAUGUGCCAGUGGAAUCUGCAUCCAUGGGAAACUACAAUGUAAUGGCUACAAUGACUGUGAUGACUGGAGCGAUGAGGCACAUUGCAACUGCAGUGAUGAUGUGUUCCGCUGUACUACUGGGAAAUGCCUCAAUUACACCUUUGUUUGUGAUGGAUAUGAUGAUUGUGGAGACCUGAGUGAUGAACAAAACUGUGAUUGCAAUCCAUUGAAGCAACAUCGAUGUGGAGAUGGAAGAUGUAUAACGGUAGAUUGGGUAUGUGAUGGUGACCAUGAUUGUAUAGACAAGUCAGAUGAAGUCAAUUGCUCAUGUUACAGUCAGGGUCUGGUGGAGUGCAGAAAUGGACAGUGCAUUCCCAGUGCUUUCCAGUGUGAUGGGGAUAAUGACUGUAAAGAUGGAAGUGAUGAAGAUAAUUGCAGUGAAAAUAAGGGUCAAACACCAUGUCAGGAAGGGGACCAGAGAUGUAUUGAUGCUUCCUGCCCUGAUUCUUGUGGCACCUCUUCUCUCUGUGACAUGAACAAUGGCCAGACAAACUGCAGUCAGUGUGAACCAAUUACUCUGGAACUCUGCAUGAACCUGCCUUACAACUAUACUAACUACCCAAACUACUUGGGCCAUAGGACUCAGAAGGAAGCCUCCAUCAGCUGGGAAUCUUCCCUUUUUCCAGCCUUGGUUCAGACUAACUGCUACAAGUACCUUAUGUUUUUUGCCUGUACAAUCUUGGUGCCAAAAUGUGACCCUCAAACAAAUCAGCGUAUCCCACCCUGCAGGACGCUGUGUGAGCAUUCCAAAGAACGCUGUGAAUCUGUGCUUGGAAUUGUGGGCCUGCAGUGGCCAGAAGACACAGACUGCACUCAGUUCCCAGAAGAAAACUCAGACAACCAAACCUGCCUAACACCUGACGAGGAUGUGGAAGAGUGCUCACCCAGUCACUUCAAGUGCCGUUCUGGAAGGUGUGUCUUGGCCGCCAGAAGAUGUGAUGGCCAGGCUGACUGUGAAGAUGAUAGUGACGAGGACAACUGUGGUUGUAGAGAAAGGGGUCUUUGGGAAUGUCCAUCGAACAAGCUGUGUAUCCAGCAUGCCAUGAUCUGUGACGGCUUUCCAGAUUGUCCUGACAAGGUGGAUGAAAAGAACUGCUCAUUUUGCAAGGCGGAUGAGCUUGAAUGUGCCAGUCAUGAUUGUGUGCCACGUGAGCUGUGGUGCGAUGGGCAGCUAGACUGCAUGGACAACUCAGAUGAAUGGAACUGUGUGACCCUAUCUAAAAACACAAGCUCUUUGGCAUUCCUGACUAUUCACAGGUCAGCUACUGACUACCAUGUUUGUGCUGAUGAGUGGCAAGAAAAGUUAAGCCAACUGGCCUGCAAUCAAAUGGGUUUAGGGGGGCCGUCUGCAACAAAAAUUGUACAAGAAAAUGAGCAACUACACCAUCAAAAGUGGCUGAAUCUGCCCUCUGACUGGAAGAAUAACAAUGCAUCCACGUUACCUGCCCUUCUAGUGAAAGGGCAGUCCUGUCAAAGCAGAAGUAAAGUGUCCCUUCUCUGUAGCAAAAAAGAUUGUGGCCGUCGCCCUGCAGCUCGCAUGAGCAAGAGGAUCCUUGGCGGCAGGACUAGUCGUCCAGGACGGUGGCCAUGGCAGUGCUCUCUGCAGAGUGAACCAAGUGGGCACAUAUGUGGCUGUGUUUUGAUUGCAAACAAAUGGGUACUGACGGUAGCACACUGCUUUGAGGGGAGAGAAAAUGCUGCAGUCUGGAAAGUGGUGUUUGGUAUAAACAAUCUGGAUCAUCCAUCAAUCUUCAUGCAGACCCGACUGGUGAAGACGAUUAUCUUGCAUCCACGCUAUAAGAGAGCAGUAGUUGACUAUGAUAUCAGCAUUGUAGAACUAAAUGAAGAUAUCGAUGAGACAAGUUACGUAAGGCCAGUCUGCUUACCCAGCAGGGAGCAGUUGGUUGAGCCAGAUACCUACUGCUACAUCACAGGCUGGGGACACAUGGGCAACAAAAAUUUUUUUUCAGUGCCUUUUAAACUUCAAGAAGGAGAAGUUCGUAUUAUUUCCCUAGAACAAUGCCAGUCAUAUUUUGACAUGAAGACCAUCACCAACAGGAUGUUAUGUGCAGGCUAUGAGUCUGGAACUGUGGACUCUUGCAUGGUUGUGUUUUUCCCUCUCCCAUUACAGGGCGACAGUGGAGGACCUCUUGUUUGUGAGCAGCCUGCAGGACGCUGGACAUUGUUUGGUUUAACCUCGUGGGGCUCUGUCUGCUUUUCCAAAGUUUUGGGACCUGGAGUUUAUAGCAAUGUGUCACACUUCAUUGAAUGGAUUGAAAGACAAAUAUACAUUCACACCUUUCUACUAAACUAAUGCCAGAAGGGUAGUGUUGUGCUGGCAUACAAGAGGCAAAAAUCAUUGGCCUUUGAAGAUUGCACAACCAAGAAACUUAAGAGAAAGUUACAAGCCCUGUGUUGUUGAUGGAGAGGUAUGGAAAAUGCAGCAUAAAUAAAUUGAUUAAACACUCUGCCCCUGAAGCUACAUUGGGGCAGAGCACUAUUUUUGCAAUCCUUUUUGACUUUUCCUUUAGCUCCAUUGUGUGCAUUCCAAGCACAACCCAAGGCUUAAAGGAAGAAUCAGCUGAUUUUCUGCCUUUCAGAUAUUUAAAUUAAGCUGUAGCACAGACUUAGUAAAACUAUAAAACUUUUUGGGAAAAAUAAACAGUAGCACACAGUUUUAGCCUACAAUUCUUGCAGUGAAGAAUAAAAUCAAUACAUUCUCAAAGAUGACAUUGAGGUCUAUAUUAAAAUUAGCCCUCUGCUACCUCGAGUUUGCUCCUGUGUUAGCUUAGCAGGGCCUUGCCAAAAAUACAACCAGCAUGGGAGAAUGUGUAGUUCUUUGAGACAACUGGUAAGUGGAUGCUUUAGAUACUGUCACACUACAAUUAGUUCAGACUACUGUUAGGUGAAACAUUUACCUCUAAAAUUCAGUAACUUCUGCUUUGAUUAACCUAAUGUAACAUGUACCAGAUAGUUUACUAUAGAAAUAUUCACUGUAUUCAUAAAUAUUAAUAGUGUUAUGGACUUUUAAGUCACUGUUGCAUUGCAGUGUCACUAUGAGAAAGAAAACCUAGUGACAUGACAGUAUGUUUCAUUGUAUAUUAUGGGCUUAGGGGACGGUAAAAUAACUCUCCCCGAUCUCUAAAUAAUACAGCUGGGUCCACAUUUCUCUAGUUCAGGGCUGCAUCUAACUCAUGCAAGAUGAGCUAGAUUGUCAACAUCCUAAUCUCAAAUGCAAAAAGGUGUGGAAAUUACAACUUCCAGUAGCCCAGGCUCCAGCUUUCUCCAUAGGCUCACCUGGUGUAACCUGGUGUAGCUCAGUUAAAGUCAAAGGAACCAUACUAUACAAACCCUCUGAAGCUCCGGCCCUUAAGGGCCAGUUUGACAGCCUUGCAAUAAUAGAUUGGAGCUGGGUUCUGAAAUACAGGAUUUUUUAGGAAGUUUUGUUUUCAGUAUUAGGAAAAAAAUUGAAAAGAUGCUGUCAUGAAAUGAACAGCCUCUCCUGCCAUCUCUGUUCACCAAAAGAGGUACUUAAAGUUGGCUUUGAUUUUAUUGUAAAGCACUGGAACACUGACAGCCAAUCUAUGUACAUGUAAGCACUGCCAAGAAAUAAUAGUUAAGGUAAUUUCUUAUUUCCUCAUUGAUUACUUGGGCCUCAGCCUACCACCAGUUUUCAAGCAGAACUCCCCAGUAAAAUAAAUGAAUUUGCUUAAAAUCCAGUGGCACUAUAGUCCACUGAAUAUAAUCACCUUUGUUAGGAAAGAAUGCAUCCCAAGUGGCAUUAGAAAGGAGUAGACAGUUUUUUUCCCAAAUCAUUUCUGCCACAACAUUCCAUGAAAAGAUAUUUGUAAUUUUAUAAAUGUAUUUUUAUACUGCUUUUUCCCCCUCUACAUGUGCACAUAAUAGUGUAUGUAGGUUUUAGAGAGUCAAACUUACUCCCUCAUUCCAAUGUAUUGGUCCUUUCCUGUGUAUUGUCAUCUCUCUGACAAUCAGAAUUAUCUAACAAUUGUAUCCCCAUUUUAAGGUGAUAAAAACACAUUUGUUGUUUCACUUCUGUCACAGCUACAGCUCCACAUGGAAUUAACAUUGCACCAACUAGGCAGAUGUGUUUAUUUCUACCCAUAUUAAACAAAUAUGUACAACACUUGUCCAAUAAUUUCUGUGAUCUAAAAUAAACACGUUUUUAUUCUUGCCAGAGACUCAGUUCAAAUGGAAGGAGUUAGAGGCAAGGCUAUACCUCUACUCUCGUGAUUGUGUGUUUCAAAUAGCCCUGAAAGCAUAUUGGCAUACAUGUGCCAAGCUGCUCCCCGUACCACUGCUAGCCUCUCAGCACAGAAUCGGUCUGCUCAGGUUCUGUCUCUACAACUUACCCAUAUUUCUCAUGGGUGUUAUCAAUACAAAACAUUAAUAGGAAGAUAAGAAGUGUGACUGCUUACAAAUAUUUUGGAUUAAAUUACAUUUUUGUAGUGGGAAAAAAAAACCCUUACUAAACCCUAUAAACUUCUCUGAAUAUCUUUAGAUCAGUAUUUCUCUGCUGACAUUAUUUCAAAAUGAUUAGCCUUAGUACGGACAAACAAUAGGCAGAGUUUCAGCACUAUGUAAAUGUGCAGAGAGCAAAAUACAGCCACUCAACUCACCAGUAGUAGUGUAACAGAACUAGACAUAAAGAUUACAUGAAGCCUUCCAUCCCCUGUAUGUUACAGUUCUACUUUCACGACUUUGAAUCAACUUGUAUGAUAGCCUGAGGCUGCUAGUGCAUUUUUACUGAAAAGCUAUGCUUGAGGUGAAUGAUUAUUUUCCACUUUGUACAAGAACACAAAGUUAAAGUUAAUGCUUCAGUGUAACUAACCUUUCAACUUCACACUAAUGUCUAAGACACAUACAUCAUAGAUGGAGUGAGAACAUCUGACUAGCAAACUGGCCUCAUUAACACCCUCUGUGUUUUUUCCCCAGCUUUAAUGUCAAGCCCCUUGUCAUGGAGUGGCCCUUUCACUUCCCAGGUGCCCUCUGGUGGGCUCACAGCAGCCCUGCAAGCAGUCCCUCACCUCCGUUUCUCCUCUUGGUGCCUCAAAAAAGAGGUUUUCCUAAGUCCAGUAACAUAAACCAGAUCCUCAGGAAGGCUGUUAACGUAAAGUUCAAAAUCAAACACAAUCUUCCCUCCAGCCUCAAUCUGGACACAGAUCCAAACUCCCCCUGUGUCUCAGGAUCUUCCCUGCUAUAUAGCUUCCUAGCUGGGGCAUCUUCCCUGCAGGGGGCUCUCGCUCUCUAGUUUCCUGAACUCCUCUCCACCCACAUUUCCCCCUGAGGACUCUAUAGCUUCCUGCUGCUUUUACUGGGGAAAAUUGGGAUUCUUACUCAGGUGUGCCUCUUUAGUAAUCAGGGUUGGUUGACCCCUGGCCUUUAGUCUUUAAGGGGCAAGCCACCUAUUAUACCCCUUGAAAGCACUACUGUUUGCACAACUGGGCUAUGGACAGUGGCUAAGUAUUGCUAGGCAUAAAGUCUACGGCAAUCAGAAAUAGUGAAACACUUUAUAAUCUCCCUGUUACAAAAAUGACAGUGGCUGGUGGUGUGUGUGCUCAAACUCCAUUCAAAUGGUGGGAGCUGGUUGUCUAUGCUGAGACUAGUUACACAGAUUCACCUUUUUACAACAGUCAAACUACGUAAAGAAAAAAAACUUGCUAUGCUGGAAAACACCUAUUAAAUGAAGGGCAUGACUUACUUACCAGUCUGCAAAACAGUUUUUGUCUUAAGAUUUAAUGCUGCUAUUGUUAAGUUUUUGGGUUUUUUUAAAAAACAUUUCCUUUAUGGUUCUCUACUUUUGGAGGUUUAUAGUAACAUUAAAAUUUGCUCUGGAAAACACUAAUAUAAAAAAAAAUCAAAACUCAAGUCAAUCAGGAUUUGCUUGUACUCAAGAAAAGUAAUCAAUGAGGAAAAAAAAACAAAAACCAAAAUUAAAAAUGAAUUAAUAAAAAAAGGGGGGUUGUGCCCAUUUUUAUGCUACAUAAAGGUGGCCAGAAAAAUAGCUUUAAAAGACUUAUUUUUAAAAAAAAUUAGAAGUUCAGGUCAUCUAUAGCCUGGGAAACCUAGUGCUGAUGGAUGAAAAAAAGUGAAGUGGUGACAUCCCAAGUCCUAACAUUUAGCUGUUAAAGAGACAUUUACUCAAACUGAUUAAAAACAUUAAUUUGUAGGGCUAAUCUACAGAAUUUAAAAAAAUGUGUAGAUUAACUGUAUAAGUGCAAUGCUCUAGGCCUGGUCUGUACUUAAAAAGUUAGGCUGACAUAACUACCACACUCAUGGGUGUGAAAAGUUCACACCCCCCCCCAAAGCCAUAGCUAUGCCAACCUAACCCCCACUGUAGACACACUAGGUCAAUGAAAGAAUUCUUCUGUCAACCUGGCUACCGCCGCUCAAAGAGAUGAACUACCAGCAUCAAUGGAAAAACCCCUAUCACGGCUGGGAGCAGCUACACUACGGGGCUACAGUGCCCUAGCUGUGCAUACUGAAAAUGCAAUACAAGUGUGGAUGCAGUUUAUACCAGUAUAAAGAUGCAUACAGUCCCGAUAUUUGGGGCUGUGUGUUAAAUAGGUGCCUAUAACCCCACCCCUGUCCCAAUUUUUCAUAUUUGCUGUCUGGUCACCCUAUUAUGCUACAAUGGAUUCUCAUAAAAUGACUUAAGCCCUCUCUAAAUCAAGGAAAAAUAGACCUGUAUGUUAUCAGAUUACAGUGCACUGGUAUAAACCUUUUGUGCUGGUGCAGCAUGUUUUCAUUAGAGUUUUGUGCCAGUGCAACUAUGUAGUUUUGUAGUGUAUUUUACACACACACACACACACACACACACAGGUGCAGGAGAUGGUUCCUCAGUUUUUCUGAAAUCCUUCCGCUUAGCUGUUCAGCAUAUUUCAUAGAAUCAUAGAUUAUUAGGGUUGGAAGGGACCUCAGAAGAUCAUCUAGUCCAACCCCCUGCUCAUAGCAGGACCAAUCCCCAACUAAAUCCCCAAAUGGCCCCCUCAAGUAUUGAACUCAAAACCCUGGGUUUAGCAGGCCAAUGCUCAAACCACUGAGCUAUCCCUCCGUAGUCAGAAGGUUAGACUUCAGAAAAACUGAGGAACUAUCUCCUGCACCUCACAUGUUUUCUUGCACCAUCUGUUCUACCUUUGUAUUUAGCUGUGA
Molecule: messenger RNA, 8453 nt
Organism: Mauremys reevesii (Reeves's turtle)
Lineage: Eukaryota; Metazoa; Chordata; Testudines; Geoemydidae
Gene: CORIN
Product: corin, serine peptidase
Exons: 22
Coding region: 250-3597 (1115 amino acids)
Biological process (GO): peptide hormone processing; acrosome reaction; regulation of blood pressure
Cellular component (GO): plasma membrane
Molecular function (GO): serine-type endopeptidase activity; protein binding
Source: RefSeq, a predicted model, not a curated record